AUGACAAAACCGCCCAGCCGAUGGGCAGCCGUCCCCCGUUUUCCCUUGACCAAAACGAUUCGAAAAGCUUUCCCCCUGGCAGCUACUAAACGGGGAAUUCGCAAACCUGAGAUUGUGAGCGAGCAACUAUGUGACGACAUCCUUACGCGCAUUUCCCCCUACCUACUUCGAAAUCGACCCCUCGAUAUUCUCGACCUCUGGCCUGGCGCUGGACUGUGGUCGUCCAAAGUUAACGAUCUUCUCCGUCCCCGACGUCAUGUCCUGAUCGAACCCCACCAGGGCUACCGGCCCUUGCUAGAGCCGUUGGCCCAGAGCCGCCCAGGCUACGAUUUACAGUUCAUGGAUAUCAGCGCGAUCCACGAUUGGCCGUCGCUCAUGUCUAAACACCUGCCUGAGCAGAGCGCGUCGAACCGUGACGAGUCCGGUGCGUUGGCUAGGAACGAUACUCUCUUGGUGCUGGCCAAUCCGCCCCCCAGUGCGACCAAGAAUAACCACUACACCCCGGCGCGAUGGUGGACAGCCUUUAUGGAAUCAUGUCUGCGACAGACGGGAAUACAUACCUAUGGCAGCGUCCGGUUGCUCAUGACCCUUCCGCUGUUAGACGUGCAAGCAAUUCUCCCCCACAACAUAACCGACCGCAAGAGGCCCGCCAUAAUGGCGGAAGAUGUCGCACAGCAUGCCUUUGCAGUCGCUUCGUCAAAGGACACGACGAAUUACUGGACGACCUAUAAGUGGUGGGAUCAGCUGGUGGACAACGCCGCCCGCGUGGCUCGGAAGACCGCCGAAGCGAAGAUCGUGACCCCCGAGGGAAGGGAAUAUCCGCCUUUGACCCUGGCUCCGGAGAGUCCUGACCCGGGCACCAAACCCGCCCCGUAUAUGCCCCGUGCUAAUACUGCCGGACACGAUCGGAUUAUGGAGCUGAUCAUGUUAGAGCCGAGCUUUGCCGACCCUUCUGGGCCCCAUAAACGUGCCCGGAAUGGAAGGAUUCUCCGAACCAACCAAGAGGCCACGCGGGCAUGGAUCAUGCUAAAUGAAGAUAACCGACACACCUUCAUGCGCAGGCAGCUCCUUGAGCUACUGCAAAAGAUCGCAGAGCUCAACCAAGCCUUGUCACGGGCUGCUGCGGAUCCGAGCGCGGAUCCUAGCACCUUGCGUUCCACUCAAGAGGAGAUUGCCGCCCUCCAAGCAACCUACGUCAAACAAAGCUCCGAGACCCACUACAAGGCCCUGAAGCAAUUCUCGGGUCUGUGUGAUGACUGGAGGGCGUCUAGCCCUGGUGGCAACCCAGACAAUGCGGUCCUGCUAUGGGAGCGUCGGCCAUUUGAGCCGCUGCUCAUUCAGCCCGAUGAGCUCUUUCCGCGGGAAAGCGACCGGACCAUGGUCUAUUUCGAGGCAGAUCCGAACGCCUGCGCAGCACGAAAGCUCCACGAGCUCCCUCCGGGGGACCGAGAUGCCCCUCUUGAGUGCUCCGAGGCCCUCACUCUGACUCUGGGCAGCCGUAACCACAUGACCGUGCCGGAGCUGUUGGACGUGAUCUUACCGGGGCGACCGGUCAACGACAUCGUCCGAGCCGUUCCGUCGCUGGCAAUGUUCGCCAACAGGACGCUGAAACCGGACUUUGACAGGCUACCGAAGACGGUGCACGGCAGCCCGAGUGACAUCGCGGCUGGCAAGGAACUGGACCCUGCUCUGUGUUUCCAAGAGAAUCUGGACUACGACCUGAGCGACGUGCGGGUGCGGACUUUGUCGACCGAGACGCUCUGGGAUCUCUUUGUAGAGUAUCAGAAAAGCGACCGCAAGCUUUCGCCUGUACAGUUGAAUCGACUGCUCGGUGGCACGCUGACAUCGUUCAAGUCUGGCGAAUAUCGGGAAAGUCCGACGAAAUUUCACUAA
Messenger RNA from Aspergillus campestris IBT 28561, 1893 nucleotides. RefSeq lists its product as uncharacterized. The transcript has 2 exons. NCBI's taxonomy places the organism in Eukaryota, Fungi, Ascomycota, Eurotiomycetes, Eurotiales, Aspergillaceae. Bases 1 to 1893 code for a protein of 630 amino acids. The record is from RefSeq and is a predicted model, not a curated record.